UGUUAAAAGAACGGAUAAGGGCGAUAACUGCUACGGAGCGUACUCGGAUUUGCGUAGGUUGUCGAAAAUAUUCAGCUUGUCCGCUCAGAUAGAAUUACGAUUGAUAAAACGUCGAUACCUGUGUUUCAUCGAGAUGAUUACUCCAUAGACAAGAAUCGUGACUAGGCCGCUGUUACCAUGGCCACAGAUCUGAAGGGUGAACUUACUUGCCCAAUAUGCAUGGAACUUUUUCAAAGGCCGUUGAGGCUACCGUGUGGCCAUUCCUACUGCAGAAACUGUCUACAAGCCUUCAUCGGUCAGCAGUCUCAGAAGGACAUUGUCACUGGUCACCACAGACCAGUCAAUUGUCCAGAAUGUCGGCACAUGCUGGACGCCACGUCAGAGGGCGCUGACUCGUUUCCGGUGGACUUCAAACUCUCCAAGUUGGUAGAUGUCUUCAAGAAAAUGCAGGACUUUGAGAAUCAAAACGAGUUAAAAAAAGAAGAACCACCUGACGAAAAUCCUGAACACGAGGCAACAAAAAACCAAGACCAGGAGCUCCUAGGAGCAUGUGGGUACACACCUAUAGAUGGUGAACUUCCGGUCCCGGAGGAGGGUCUUAAGGUCACCACUGACACUAGAAAGGAGGAGUUUUGUGAUGAUGUGGAAAGCAGCAUGAGUGAACGAACUAAGACAAAAACAAUGUAUGGUAGUGAUUCCGACGCCGACAGCGAGAAGGAGCUUUCAGACGAUAGUGAAAAUGCCAGUGUGCCCAGGAGGAGGAAACGGAGGAAUAAGGUGAUACGGUUCUUCGCCUCGCUCCUCUCACUUUCGUCCUCGGAUGGGGAAUACGAUCUCAGGGAAGCUUCCUCCUCUUCCUCUGAUAUUGACACAUCAAGACCUGUGAGAGAUUGCAAACCGGCCGCAGUCACCAAAGAAGUCCCUAAGCGUAGGAAUCGCUGGGGUUUCCUGACGUCUUCGUCAUCAGAAUCAAAUCAUCACGUUGCAUCCAGUUCUGAUGACGAUGCAAACAACGGACCGCCUGUCCACCGGAGACCAGUGAAGAAAUCUAACAGUAUGAUCUCAUCGAUUCAAAGACGACUGAAACCUAGUUCAUCUGACAACGAAUAAUCACAGUUUACCAACGAUCCCCAAAUAGAUGCUAGUCCAAACAGAAUGCCAUAGUACUGUUGUGUAUUACAUAUCUGAUCUGUGUUACGGACAAUACAGCGAUUUUUGUAUUUCAGUUAACAUUUACCAGGACACCGAGGUGACUUCCGCAACUUCUUGACCCUUUUUUUAAUUUUUACCGGUUGCUUGUUGAUUUAACAGACUUUUUAAGCCCAAGAGAUAGAAAUAACAUGUAGCCUUGCUUAAUACUGGGAAAAUGAGUGGGUGACGGUGAUAUUCAUUAGCGACAUAUGCACGUGCGUGUGUGGCAGCUUCUACUAGUAUGGACAUGUGCCGGUUUAAUUGUGCCAGCUCACUGAGAUAUUACGCAGUUUACCCGAAUCAGACACAAUACGCUGACUCCGAGCCUGCCAGUUGAUUAAUCACGCUUAUUAAAGACGAGCGCCGGGAAGGUAACAAGUACCAUCCUUUUAACGUCUUUUGGUAUGACGAGGCUAGUCUUAUCCAAACCGAACUAUAAACCCAAUUGAAUGUAGGUAUAUUUCAAAUAACACAUUUCGGUAAAUAUAUAAUUUAAAGAUACGCUUCUUCCUUCGCUUACAAUAAUAACUGAAUGCGUCGGUUGAUAGAACUUGUCAUUAAUUUAUUCUGUACCAAGUGAAAAUGGCAGUUCGACGGAUGGUGAAGUUCAUUCAGAGCACAUCCGUAAGGGUGUUACUAAUGCGAGACAUACACUUUAAAAAGUUACUGGGCACCGCGUAGAGUAUGACCACUUGCACAAAGCGACUUUAGCGCUAAGAUGAUUGUAACUCCCAUACUUUAACAUAGGCUAACGAUAGUCUUAGCACUAAGAUCGCUUUGUGCAAGUGGAUCCAGGAGUCCCAGCAAAGUCAUCCCAAACUUACGGUUUUUUUCAACUAUAAUUCCAUAAGGUAUAUCAGUCUCGCAAUUCAUAAAUCAUUCUGAUAACAAAGAAAUUGUCUCAGUUUGACACAAGUCACUCACAAGUUACGUCCAGACCUUAACUGUAAAUGGACACAGGACUGGGGAGCUUUGUACCUCAUUAACUUCUCAUAACGGUUUCAGCAAGCAAAUCACACUUCGUGUAUGGGCAACAGUGAGUUUGGCUUAACGCUGCUUUGAUUAGUAUUUCAGUUAUUUCACCGCGUGUAAUCGUGAUGUGGGAGAAAUCAUGCAAGUUUUGAACGAUAACUGCUUUGGUUUAGCCACGAGCACGGGCUGGUGCUGACAAACCUAGAAACAAUCCGGGCGAGCCGUAAUUCGAACCCACGAAAAUAGGUUUCUGUGAUGCAUAAGGGACGUAACUCUGCAUUGUGAAUUGCGCAAUUGUUUUGAUACACCCGACAACUGGUAUGUUUGUAGCAAGGUUUACCUUGUAGAGUUAGAUUUUCUUGUUAGCUUUUACUGUGAUACUUGAGAGAUAAGAAUUUUGUCCGCGUAAUUGAACUCGCGAUUUUAUGUAGCGUUACUACUUUGGGGGGAAAAUCAUAGACACUGCUGACCUUUUUGUACGAGUGGUUAGUAGUCCCCCCAAAACGCGGUUCGUACUCUGACACAAAAUUAAUAAUUCUUUUGAAUUGUAAUAGAACAGAAGCACUGUCCAAUAACUAAGCUCACACUUAAAAAAGUUUCAUACGUGUGCAUAUGUACUAGUAUAUAUAAUACUCAAAAGAAAGUAAAGAACACCCCAUUCUUUUCGUGGCAUGCCAGAUUAACUAAAUAUGAAUAAAGGAUCGGGUGUUCUUUUAACGCCGUGUAUUUUGCUACUCCACUUUUGAUAGGGGUAUUUUUACCUUUCCAUGAUACACUAAAGUUUGCAUAAUGUCAAGUUUAUAUUUGAAUAGAAUGACAUCUGAUUAUCCCUAUCAAAAGUUGAGUAGUAUAUGUAAAGUAGCGAACAAGCACCAGACAAGACCACGACGAGACAGUAGAAAAAUCAUUUUCGAUUUAUUUGCUCAUCGCAUAAUCCUUUUUAGAUAGCUCAUCUGUGAAUUAUAUGAUGUGUAACGUCAAUUUCUUCCCGUCCUUGGUGCUCAAAGAGCCCCUCUAGCCUCAUCCGUGAUAUUAUAUAGAUUGCAUCGCAUGCUAUAUACUGCCUGAUCCCCUGGUAGCAUUGUGAGAUCAUGAGAACCAACAUGCCUAUGCGGUUUUUGUGUCAUUAUUCGAUUACCUUGCUCAAUAUCUUUCAGACAAAAUGCAUAAAUAGUAUGUUUGUAUGGUGCUAUUAAAUGUGAUACUGCUUUGCGGGUGGAAUAAAUGUAUUAUUGUGAUAA
Haliotis rufescens (red abalone) is the source of this 3404-nucleotide messenger RNA. Its product is annotated as tripartite motif-containing protein 59-like. The transcript is spliced from 3 exons. Bases 178 to 1110 code for a protein of 310 amino acids. The record is from RefSeq and is a predicted model, not a curated record. Lineage: Eukaryota; Metazoa; Mollusca; Gastropoda; Lepetellida; Haliotidae.